GCCGCCAAUUAAAAGAAGAAGAAGAAGAAGUAGUAGUUGUGCAACUCCUCCUGGGUAACAGUGUGUGUCCUGCACGUUGACAUUGGGACUGUAACCAACACAGCUGACUCUCUCACAGGGCAGGAUGGGAGCCUCCUUGUCCACAUAUGCUGCUCCUACAGUCAAGGCAGAGGCCAUGAUGGCCACCCCUCCUCAGGGCUGCCCCAUGCACCAGGAAGCCCAGCCUGUUAAAGUGUCUCCACCUUCAGAGUGUCCCAUGCAUCAAGCUCAGCCUGUGAAAGUGUCUCCUCCAGCCGAGUGUCCCAUGCACCAAGCACAACCAGGUCCAGCUCACCAGGACCGCGCCUAUGAGUUUGUUCAAUGUCCCAUGAAAGGCGCAGAAGGCAUGAGUGACAUCGACCCAGCAAAUAUGAUGCCCCCUCCUAACCAAAAACCAGCUCCAGACCAGCCCUUUGAACUCCCCGUUGCCAGAGAGGAGUCCACCAUUCCCCGUCACAACACAGACAAGAACUGGGUUUACCCAUCGGAGCAAAUGUUCUGGAACGCCAUGCUGCGGAAAGGGUGGCGCUGGCGUGAAGAUGACCUCGAAGCUCACGAUAUGACCAACAUCAUCAAAAUCCACAACACGAACAACGAGCAAGCCUGGCAGGAGAUUCUGAAAUGGGAGGCUCUGCAUGCAGGUGAAUGUCCAUGUGGGCCAACGCUGAAGAGGUUUGGUGGGAAAGCCAAAGAGUUCUCUCCCAGGGCUCGGAUCCGCCACUGGAUGGGCUACGAGCUGCCUUUCGACCGCCACGACUGGAUCAUCGACCGGUGUGGGAAGGAGGUUCGCUACGUCAUUGACUACUAUGAUGGUGAAAUCAACAAAGAGAACUACCAGUUCUCCAUCCUGGAUGUACGCCCCGCCUUCGACUCUUUAGAUGCCGUCUGGGACCGUAUGAAGGUGGCCUGGUGGCGCUGGACUUCCUAAAAGACUAAAAGACACAUGCACUCACACAAAGGUUACCGUAUGAAUACAAACACAUACAUGGACUGUGAAACUGGUGUUCCUUUAUUCCUGUACAAGAUGUUUGGUGCUGUGGAUAAAAAACAAGACUGCUGAAGAAAAAGAAAUGGACUCAGAUGACAUUAGUUUUAGCAGAAGCUAACCCAGUAGGUUGUAUGACGCUUCAUCUGCUUAUCAUAUUGAUUUCAGUGAAAAAUAUGGGGUUUGCAUUGCAGUUCACUCUAGUGGAAGGGUUUGUCAAACAGGUCCCAUGUUGCUCAUCCUGCUAUCACUCUGCUCUCCCCUCAGAUCCAACACUCCACACGGUUAGGGGGAGCUAGUAGGUCAACAGUAGAUAUGAAGUGGUGUACAUCAUCUGAAACCUGAAGUUUAAUUUAAGAUGCAGCUCAGCACUGCGUAUAAAGUUGUUCUGGUCAUAAAUCUGUUAUAUUAAAGAUUUAAAGUGUAUAAAGUUUUAGAACAUUAUGAUAUGAGUAUAUGUCUCAUAAUUCCUUUUCGUAUUGCGUCUGCCACUUCGCCAUAAGACAGAUUUCGCAACGCCAUCAUGUUGGCGUCCUCAAUCUGUGAGUUCACAUUGCAAUCCAGCAUUGUGGAACGAAGUGGAAGUACAUACACAAUAACAAAACUGAUGCUGGAAGAACUGCACAUUGUACUGUUUCUCGUACGUACUCAAGCAAAGUUGGCAGGCCGGCUGUGGUUCAGUUGGUAGCCCAACUUGGUUCAAUCAAUCCCUGACCAUGGCAGCCUACAGUUUGAAGUAUCCUUGGGCAAGAUACUGAACCCCAAAUGGCUCGUUCAUCAGUGUAUGGAUGAAUUCCCAAUGGUGGCAAGGGGCGCCGUUUAGGAUAGCCUCUCUGCCACCAGUAUGAAUGUGUGUGAAUGAGCUCAGUCUGUAGUCUAAAGCGCUUUGGAUAAAGGCGCUAGUGAUGUGCCAAUGAAGCCUCAUGAACCAUUUUCUGUAUUUUCUAAGCCCACUAGAUGGCGCACUUGGUUUAAAGAAAAAGGCUCAAGCAAUGGUAAUUGAAUGUGCUUUCAGGUCUUUGGUGAACAGAGUGCGCCAUCUAGUGGGCUCAGAAAAUAAAGAAAAUGGUUGAUGAAGCUUCAUUCGCCCAUCACUACUGGUUCCUACCUCUGAAGGCGGUACAGGGAUCCUCCUCACUUGGCACCCCUUUUAUGCCUCUGGGACAUUCUGAUUGAAGGCAAAACAUCACCGUGGUGUAAGUAUCACGGCUUAAAAUGGCAGUCUGAAAAGGACUUAUGUCGCAGCAAUUUUGGGGGUUGAUCCAAUUGUUACACAUUUAGUUCUAAAUUUUGCAUGUUUAUUUAUUGAGAAUCAAUAAUGAUCAAAAAAUCCCUCUAAAUUUGGAUUUGAGGAACACCAUAGAAAAAUCUAUGCUGUGAUUAGGAUUGAAAGACAUAACCUCAGAAGGAAAAAAAUAACUGGCUGAAAAGUCCAGUGAAUGAGCUUUGGUACCUGGCUCACAUGCACUGCACCGCUACAAUAAUGACCUUCAGCUUCCAGAUUCUCAGACAGUGUGCAGGGAAGACUGUGUUAUUACUGUUAGGAUCAUAUAUGUGGAAUGGCAUAUUUUCUGGAGCAACAUGAGGACUUUUUGUUUGUAUGACAUAACCACGAUGACUGUAGCGGGUUAUGGAUGUUAGUCUUGUUUGACCUACAAGGUUUAAAGUUCUAUAUUUUUAAAUGAGCCUUGAUUUAUCUUCUUUUUGUUGUGCUGACUUCGCCGUGACAUCUUCAGUUUAAUCAUGCAGAUGACUAGUUUAUUUGGAGGUAAAAAAUUAAGGCAACUGGCCAGACUGUGAUAUCACAUUCUUGCAGCCUGCAAGAAUAAUAUACUGUAUUACUUUUUUCAUUUUGGGCAUAAAGUGUGAGUGCAUAUUUAACCUACAAGCUACAUCACAUGUACUUUACUUUACUCUGACAUCAUUUGACUGUAACUUUUCAUCUGCAACUUCUUUAAAGCUGUCUGAAUCGUGAUUUUCAGCUUUGGUAGUACAUCAUUUUUGUUGAGUUGAUAUUUCAGUAUUUUAUUUAUUGUUUGAGUGUAGACUUCUGUGUGCAUAAUCUUAAUGCUUCCUUUCCAAAAUUGUUCUUGUAUGUAAAAAUUCUUAACAAUCUCUGGUGGUCAACUAAAGAAUAAAGCUGGUCAUCUUGUGCCUCUGAAAAAUA
Messenger RNA from Centropristis striata (black sea bass), 3191 nucleotides. Its product is annotated as holocytochrome c-type synthase. Gene Ontology annotation, cellular component: mitochondrion. Gene Ontology annotation, molecular function: holocytochrome-c synthase activity. The record is from RefSeq and is a predicted model, not a curated record. The transcript is spliced from 8 exons. Gene Ontology annotation, biological process: cytochrome c-heme linkage. Lineage: Eukaryota; Metazoa; Chordata; Actinopteri; Perciformes; Serranidae. The coding region runs from base 125 to 967 and encodes 280 amino acids.